UUCCCUCAACAUACUACAGAUGACAGGAACGUGGUAAAAAGAUGUCGUAAAUCAACUUAGAUAUUACUUGUGGACUGCGCGGACGAAAGUUAACUUAUCCCUGAGGACGAAACUGUUGUUUAUAAAAGAAAUCGUUGCCUUAUUAACGCGACUGCCGCGAAGAGUAUUCGACAGUAAUCAAUUCGUAGGAGUUGUGCCUGAUUUUCAGUCAGGCGGAAGCUCAGGAUUUCCAUUCAUUUGUUCCGUGCCCUACGGUCCGGUCCGUGGCCCGCGUGAUACAGAAGGCUGUGAGAAACAACGGUGGUGAUCGCACGCCAUUUUCUAUUUUUGCAUAGCAGUGAGUUGUAUGUGUACAUUUUGUGUGAUAAAUUGAAAUAAUCAUUGUUAAUUAAUUAACGGUUAAUACUAGGGAUGAGACAAGUUAUCGAUAGUCAAUCGUAAUGUACGACAUGACCUUUUUUCAAUACGUUGUUCUUUCCAUGUGUAAAUUCUCGGUACGCACGUAAACAUAUUUUUUUUUUCCAUUUCCUUUUUCUUUAUUUCGAAUCUGUGUUGGCUGCGACGACGAUCGGAUAUCGUAUGUGUGUAUGAACUGAAAAGCGGCUGAUUAUCAAACUGUUAUUUACGAAGAAAAAAUAAAGUAACUCGAGUGAAACUCAACUCGCGAGAACCAGUCUGUGAUAUUAAACAGUACUAAGAUAUAUUAGAUGUAAUAUUAGUUGACAGUAACGCGUAACACUUAAAUAUUUAAGUUAUUAAAAUACGAGAUAAAAAAUAAACGGACAUAAGAAAAAAAAAAACAGAAAAAGAAAAAAAAAACAGCGGAGGUAAAAAACAAACUAAGUUUAGUGUGAAACCUAAAGAGACUGAAAAGCAUAGUACGCUGAACUCGAAGAAUGUCUACCGAAUCUGUGUCAAGUGAUAGGCAGCAGCCAGACGCGAAAACCGAAGGAGAUGAAGCGAUAAUAUCGAUGUCUGUGGCAGGCGAAGUGACUGAUACUUCUAUUGUGGAAGUGGGCAGAUCUCGACCUCAGUUUCAAUAUACUCGGGAGGAACUGAUGGAAAUGAAAACUCAACCUCUAUCCAAGCGUAGGCCAGAUUGUUUGGAUUCCGCUUACAAUAAUUCACGAGGCGUUUGGGACCCUGAGCGUUGGCAUCUUGAUAGAAAGCGAAGUGAAACUCCUCCUGACGAUGACAGAAAUGGACGCGGGGAUCAAGUGAUUGAAAAUCAUAGUAAACGUCGCAGCGGUGAUUUUCGGGAACGAAUCCGUAAGGAGUCGGAUGGUAUAGUGCUGAGUCCUCAACGCCGAAAUUUUAACUCUGGAUGCUUUGUCAAUGUAAGCCAGCUGCCAACUCGGCGUCCAGAGAGCCCGAUUAGCAAGCCAGAGCAGGUUGGGCAUCGGGAACAAGUGCGUCGUAUAGGUUCUGGUCGCAUACUGACGCGAGACGUCUGGGACUUCAGACCUGAUACAGAGAAACUUGAGCCUGAUCGCCCGGAAUUUAGCUUCAGAUCUGGAGCAACAGGUGGAGCACCACUUCGAGACAGAGAUGUUAGGGACGCUCGCGAUGUGGGAAGGGAUCGUGAAGGACUUAGAGACAGAGACCGAGAUCGUGAUAAUAUCAGGGAACGGGAUGAAAGAUUUGAAAGGCGUUCAUUUACCAGAGACUUUGGUGAUCGUGACCGAGAUCGUGAACGUGACCGGAUGGACAGAAGUGAUCGACACGAUCGCAGUCACCAGAUGGAUCGCGACAAGGAUCGUGGUCGUGACAGAAGGUUUGGAAAUGACCGAAGGCGAACUUACAGUGACAAUAGAGAAAUCGACGAACCAGAGUGGUUUAGUUCAGGGCCGACGUCUCAGCACGACACCAUCGAACUUCGUGGUUUUGAAGAUAUCCCUGAAGAUAGAGCGCUCAACAAUAACAAUAUGAAAGGUAAAAAGCAGUCACCUGCUCAGAAGAAACGGAGCAAGAAAAACUCGUUGGACAAAGAUGAGAAACAAAUUGAUAACACAUCUGGGCCCAAGGGACGCAGCACACCCACACUAACCGAUCAGCCAGCCAAUUUAGCUCCAGCUCCACACUCGCCGAUAUCUGAACAAAACGAUCUCUUGUCUUCCCCCGAUUCUAAAGAGAAGCCUGACGCAGGGCAGAACUCAAUUGCUACAUCAAAAUCGGCUAACGACAGUGGAGAUGCUAACAUGGCACAGACUAAUAACCAUCCAGAUUUUAAUCUCGAUGAUUUUCUCAAGUCUGACACCUUCCCUGGGGUUCAUGGUCUUUUGACUAAUGGCGUUGGAUCGAGCAGUGGAACCGGAUCACGCUUUAGCCAAUGGUUCAAGAGGGAAAGUCCAGUCCAACAAAUAGACAGCCGCCGAGCUUCAAUACAGGAUGAACUACUGAAUAAUUUGCUCAAUGAUAUUACUGAACCAAACAUUCAAAUCCCUUCUGUCACAGAGUCCAAUACCCACUUUGCUCCUAUUUCACCCGCCAACACAACUAAUAAUACAACCUCAACGACAGGAGUUAAACUGCUUGAAAUGUUGCAACGAGGUAACAAGCCGAAUCAAAAUGGCCAAGGUGAUGCUGCCAACACUGUUGUACCGUUGAUGAAAAAUUCUUCUCUCAAAGAUAUGGAGGUUGGCGGAAAGGUUGUGCACAGCUUGGAGGAAUUAGAAGCCCGCAUGAGGGGAAAUACAGCUCCACUGUCAACGGUUGUUGAACCGCCUAGAGUGACUAAAAGCGACGAAGAUCUCUCUGCUUUCAAAAAAUUGUUGGCUCAAGUCACUGGUGGACAAGCUGUUCCGGCGGCAAAUGGUCCGAUCUCACAAAAAUCUCAACCUAUCACACUAAUGCAGCUAUUGAACAAGACGCAGCAGCACGUCGCUCAACAACAACAACAACUUGCCGAACAAAUGCACCCACCGAAUUUCAAUCAUGCUGGACCUCUUGGCCCAACACAGCAUCCCCACCAAGCCCAAAUGCAGCAUGAGAAUUUGCUCAAGGUAUUGCAGAUCCAGCAACAACAAAAACAGAGACAGCAACAGCAGAGCGAUAUGUUGUCCAUGAUGAUGGGAGGUCAGCGUAUGCUUGGCAUGAGUCCAUUGCCUCCAGACAUGCAAAUGAUGGUUAAUAAUGCGCCGUCCAGCAGGGAACUCUUACAACGACCAGAGGCUCAGGCAAUCAUACAAGGCCUGCAGCAGGGUGAAAUCACUCAGCAACAUCUGGUUCAACAACUGCAGAAUCCUGCAAUGCAGCAUCGUCAUCGAGAAGUCUUGGUUAACAUACUAAAGAUGUACAGUGGCGCUACACCCCGAACUGUUAGUCCUCAUCCAAGCGCACCUACGCCUCAAGAUCACAUAUUACAGCAGAUGCUCUAUCAGCAACAACAGCAGCAGCAACAACAACAACAGCAACAGAAAAGAAUUCCGUCACCACUGAAUAAUGCUUACUGUCCACCACCAAUAAUAUCACCAAACUUGGCUGUGAGCCCUAAUACAUUGACAGUGCAACAUCCAGUGAUACCACACCGAGUACCGUCUCCGCGCGAGCUUGUGAUGCAUACACAAUCUAUAAUACAAAAUGCAUUGAUCAAGAAGAAGCUGGAGGAACAGAGAGAAAAUUUCCGUAAACGACAAGAACAACAACAACAGCAGCAGCAGCAGCAGCAGCAGCAACAAUCACAGAGAACUAUCAGCCCUAUCAAUUCACCUGCAAAGCAACAGCUCAGUCCAACUCCUCUGGCCUUCACACCCACCUCCGUCCUUCGCAAGAUGACCGCCGAGAAGGAACCCGAGGGCAACAGUGAUCCAACGAAAAUGGGCGGCCAGGCUCAAGUCUCCCAUAUGCAACAAGUGCAGUCCGCAGUACAGCUGAUUGCACAAGGCGUCAUUUCACGACAUAGUACACUGCGGCCACAGCCAGUACAGCCAACGUGGUCCGCUCCCACAGUCAAACAGCACCCCGGUCGGCCUAUAGUGAAAGGUGGUGGUGGUGGAAAUCAAUUUCAGUACAGUGGUAACGCGGAUUACCAACAGCAGCAGCAACAACAACAACAACAAAGACAGCAACAACAGCAACAACAAAGAGCUGCAGUCGGAGCGUAUGGGAAUUUGGCCCGUUCAAAACACACAAUGGCAUCACCGUUGUCCCAUGUACCCAACCCUGCGCAGUUCAAUCUCCCACCCAACUCCAUAAUUGGCCAACGAUCGAAUUCUGUUAAUAAUCAACUUAAGCAAUCGCAACAAGUCCAGUCUCAUCUAUCCAGUAUACAGCAACAGCGAACAGUGAAUCCUCAGCUGCAGCAACUCGUUAUGAAUCAAAACUACAACUCUGCUCGUACUGAUGGACGAGCAAUGCAAUCGCAGCCAUUGAAUAUUCCUGUCGGUCGUCAGCCAUCCCCCAGUCUUGGAUUUAUGGGUAGCAAUGGCGGGGAUCUCUCGCCAACUUCAAACCAGUUAGCUCGAUGGUUUAGCCCAGAAUUACUAGCGCAAGCUCGUGCCGGAAAACUACCGGAAUUGGGACAAACAAACGUCGUUUCAUUAGAGGAGUUGGAGAGGCUUCAGCAUGCCUCGACGACAGUUCACAAUUAAAUUGAUAUUAUCACUGAGUAACAGAAGAAAAGAAAAACAUCACCUGAUUCUCUACCUAAUCGAAUUAUGUCCACCUUACUUUUUGCUACCCAAAAAAGUAACACAUGAAUAUUUAUAUUUGGAUAAUAGAAUUGCUAGAAAUGCAAUUUCACGACUACAUGGGAAAUAUUUGAAGCUGGCUUCAAAGAAAUUAAUAUAGUUGCCAAUUAACCGUGUCGAAAACAAGGUCUAAGAUGGUGAAAGUGUUCCAACGUGAGAGUUUAGUUAGAGUGCUGGUGUCAAAGCUUGAACGGUUAUACCGAACACUAAACAGUUUUGCAAGCCUAAAAUCUGAAACAUUCUGCAGGACCUGCAUGGUAUGUGUCGGUAAUUUAUCAGCAGUGUUGCAAAACGAAGAAACAAUGCGCCACAUUAAUCAUUAUUAAUGACUCUUUGAAUAAAUAUUAUGAUAUUAUUCGUGACGUCGGUUAUUUGAUUACUCAUCAGUUUGUUGUGAGAUAAAAAAAAAUGUAAGAUGAGCUACUCUUGACUGGAAAACGCUGUAUUAGUUUGACUGAUAGAUACGCUGCGUGUAUAAAAUUGAUCAUGAUACAUUGUAACUUUGCAUAUGACACAGGUAAAAAGCAUUAUUCAUACAAUGUCAUUAUUGAAGUAACAAACUAAUUCCCUCAUAACUAAAAGGUGAAAAAAAGAGAGGAUUUCCUAUUACUGAUGUAGGCAAGUAGAGAGGAGAAAAAGAACCUGAAGUAAAUUCCUAAACAAAUUGUUUCUUUCUUCGUAAUGCGCAUACGUAUAGCAUGGUAUUUGAAAUGUCACAAAGUAACUGGCAUUAAUAGAAAUUUGUUAAUACCCAAUCUGAAAAUUGCAAAGCCAUAUUCUGUAUCAAUUGUGGAUAUACAUAAAGAAAUUGAAUAGUGUAUUCGCAGAUUUUUUUUCUUUUUUUUUCCCCCCUUUUUACCGUAGUAUCACUGACUAUUAGUGUCUAUUAUAAUCCGACAUAAAAAUGGAUCAAUCUCCCGAGUGCACAGUUGCCACGAGUCAUACCUAGGUGUAUACACAUGAACAUUAAAAUAAAUUUAUUAUAAUAAUAAUAUAUACUUUUGUAGAAAUACGAGAAAACAGUAUGAUAAAAAACCGACUAAAGUUGAACCAGCCUGAGUUAUUCUAGUAAUAUUAUUAGCCAGUAAACGAUUGCAAACACAUUCCACCAGUAAUGAGGACACGAACAGAACCUUUGACUUUGUAAGCUCAAUACAUCAGCAUAUGCCUCUGCUGGCGUAAGUUUAGUUUAUAAUUAACUCGAUAAUUUCUUAUUUUCUAAUUGCACUUUUCCUACGAUGAUGAUAAUUAUGCUUAAAAUCUAGCAUGGAAUAAUGAUAAAAGUAUGUUGUAUUUUUCUUCGUCUAUUUGUGUUGGUUUUCAUUUAUACUAUAUAACUAGAGAAUCAUAUUAUAAUCUACUAAACGACUACUAAUGAAGCCUAAUUCCCUACCUUCAUUUUCGAAAUCUCACACAUCAUUAUUUAUUACAUUGUCGAGAUUCCGUUAUCCAAUGAAGCUAUAGUUUUUGUUUCCAAUAAUCGUAGUCUUCUAUUUAUCUGCUGUAAGGGAAAAUAUACGAAUAAUUCCAUUUAUUGACAAACUUAUCUGAAAAUAAUACAAAUGGCAAAUUUGAAUAUUAGAAAUGCUUUCUUUGAUCAUUCGAUACACUUCGUGUUAUCCAAUUAAUGUUAACCAUAGAGAGAAUAAACACUAGUCACUCUCGAAAUUGUGUGUGUGUGUAUAUAUAUAUAUAUAUAUAUAUAUUUCUUUUUUUUUCACGAAGGAAAAAGCAUAGAUGUGAAAUGAAUCAACGAUAAAUGAACAUAACUUACCUCAUAUAUGAAUAAGUCUUACUGGAUUUUCGUAAGGACCUCCUUUUACUAGAAUCAGAUGUGGUAAGUGAUUUACGAAUCUUACUGCAAAUCAAAUCAAUGCUCAUUCUGCAGAAUUUUCCAAAAACCGAUUUCCAGUUUAACCAUUGGAUUAGAAAAACUCACGUUGAAUAAAACUUGCUCUCAUAUGCUCUUUGUAUUACUGCAAAUGGUCAUCAAAUAAAUUACGAAAAAUUAUUUCAGUGUUACAGUUUGUGGCAUUAAUAUUAGGAAAAUAUUGAUGCUUGCGUUCAUUUUUUUUUUCCGGAAUACCAAUUUGAGAAAGUGAAAUUCAUUCACGCAUACUUUCAAGAUCCUCGUGUAACUGUCUAGCUAAAAGCUUCAUCUGCAGCAACAGAAAUAUUGCAAAAGUAUAAGGAAAGUUAUCAACAAUUGAUAAAUUUGUUAUUGUUGUGUUAUUCAGCUUCUGUGGAUAAUAGAAUAUCGAAUCGAAUCUAUCAUUACUCAUCCAACUUCCUUCCCUUGUGCUUUUCUGCAUAUCAGUAUUUGUUUUGUUGCUCUAUGACUGAAUGCUAGGUAACUAUGACACAGUCUGGCAUUGGCUUGUUAGUCAUUACAAGAGAGAAAGCGAGACUGAGUGUUUGUACGAAUGUGUUUAUUUUAUAAAUCCACAUGUUAAAUUAACAAAAAGAUACAAAAUUACUUUGUUGGUGGUAAUGGAGGAAACUAUAAACAGGCAUGCACCAGAAUGAGCAUGCGCGUACUCAAAUUAGAUAAUAAAAAAUAAAAUUAUACUCUACGUCGCUGUUGCAUUGAUGACACCAUGUAAGGAUAUUGUGAAAUUAACGUUUUGUCACCAGAUUCCAUGAACUUGACGAAUGCAACGCUGUUGUUGUUACUAAACACUAUGAUAUAAAUUUGUUUACAAUAACAACAUGAAAAGCGAUAAUAACAUGUUUAGAGUAUACAUAACAACAAAGCUGAUAUACUUCGUAAAACUUGUUAUUAUUGUGCAAUAUCGUUGCGAACGAGGGAAAAUUGUGUUACGUCUAUGCUCUAAUAAAUCAAAUGCUUCUAUCGCAAACAUUGGUUUGAUCUCAAAAAUCGAUAAUAUAACUGGCAACUUAUUGAUGGCCAAAAGAAUGUCUUGGGUUUACCAGCUAUUGCAGUAAUCAUCCUAUGAAUUAUAAUAUUUGGCAAAGUAGUACAUAUAUAUUAGGGUGUGGUAUUUUAAAUUAUGAUUUUUUUUUCUUAAUCUCCCACCAAAAACCUAUAACAGGACAAACAGAAAUUGCAGUUGAUAUUUAGAGGCUGCUCAAUGCUUUUGACUCAAUUUAAUUCCGCGCAAAACCAUGUAACAUAGAAACUGCAACAAAUACUCGAUAAAAAUAUGUUCGUUUAUUCAAAAACAAUGGUUUUUUUUUCUACGAUAACCAGACUGAGGCAUCUGAAACACAUUAAGUAUCGUAUAUAUAUUAAUUGUCAGCACCCAGUUAUGGGAGAAUUUGUUAAUUGUCCUAUUCUAAACCUGUUUUUCAUCAGAGUUCGAGAAAAAAAUUUGGAUUUAUAACAACACACCCGAAUGUACAUAUAUUUACUUUAUCUGUAACAUUUACUACGGAUAGAAAUCUUAAAAGUAGUUUAUUGUGACGUAUGAUGUAUUAAUUCACAGUUAGUUAACUAUCGACGGUGUAUUUAGUUUAUAGAUGAAAGCACAAGUAACUAAAUAUCAGUGGCAACAUCAUUGACAGUUUAUGACGAUGACUACCUUGUGCAAUCUCAACUUCCACAUGACAAAUCCAAUUAUUGAGUCAUUGUCAAUUUAUAACAGUUUGUUACCAUGACGGGCAGAAUAUAUGUGGAAUAAUAAUAACAGACAAACUUUAAGAGUCAGACUUUUCUUGACUCAAUCCUGUUUUCAAAAAUAUUAAAAGAAAACAGAUUUGCUGCUACUUCUAACUCGAUUAGCAUUGCUGUUAUCCAAUUACAUGAGAAUUGUGGAAAUUCAUAGGUGGACAUGAGACAGAAAUAAACUCAGUGUAAUGUUAUUCAACCUGAACAUUUCACACAUCUCUUUGCCCAGAAGAUGAAAAGCUGGUUAUACAAAAUUACCACUUUCAUUACUCGAUUACU
This is a messenger RNA of Neodiprion fabricii, 8595 nucleotides long. Its product is annotated as eukaryotic translation initiation factor 4E transporter-like. Gene Ontology annotation, cellular component: nucleus; cytoplasm. Lineage: Eukaryota; Metazoa; Arthropoda; Insecta; Hymenoptera; Diprionidae. Gene Ontology annotation, molecular function: mRNA binding. The coding region runs from base 897 to 4589 and encodes 1230 amino acids. Gene Ontology annotation, biological process: negative regulation of translation. The transcript has 16 exons. The record is from RefSeq and is a predicted model, not a curated record.